AUGCCUUCGCCUAUUCCUCAUCCCCAGGGGCUUCCAAUUAUUGGAAAUGUCUUUGAUAUGAUCCCUGGCAAUACCUGGGCUUCUUUAAAUAAGCUGGCAGCAGAACAUGGUGGUGCUGGUAUCUUCAAAAUCAAAAUCCUCACCAAGCAACUUGUCUUCAUUACGAACGCAACUCUCCUCGAGGAAGUCUGUGAUGAGAAGAGAUUCCGAAAAUGUGUCACCGGUCCUAUUGUCGAGAUUCGCAAUCUUGCCCAUGACAGUCUCUUCACUGCGUUUGACUAUGAGGAAAGCUGGGGCAUCGCGCAUCGUAUCAUGUCCCCUUUCGUGUCGCCCGAGGCUGUCAAGGAAAUGCAUACGGAUAUACAACUCACGACAGAUGACUUAAUCUGGAAAUGGACUUCAACCGACACCACCGGGCAGCGUGUUGAUGUCACUAAUGACUUGGACCGACUCAACCACGCCGCCAACAUUAAAUGCUUCUUCAGUCAGCAUGUAGACUGUGUCCUCGGCGAGGAACCUGCUGUCAUCAAAGCUAUGUCGGAUCUAACCUUCGAAGCCGUACGUCGACCCACGCGACCCAAGCUCCUCAAUCGGCUGUUGUACCAAAGUACAUUCGACAAGGAUAUCAAGAUCUGUCGUGACUAUUGCGCUCAGAUUAUCGCCAAGCGACGUAACAAGCCUAUCGAACAAAAGGAUUUGCUACACGCCCUUCUUCAUGAAACAGACCCGAAGACCGGAGAAUCCCUUUCAGACAGCCGGGUCAUCGACGAAAUAAUCAAUAUUUUCAUCGGCAGCGCUACAGCCCCGAAUCUCGUCUCCUUCACUCUGUAUUAUCUCGCCAAAAGCCCAGAUGAAUUCACCCGUGCCCGUGAGGAGAUUGAUACCCUCGUCGGUCCCACCGGUCAAAUCGAACACUCCCAUCUUUCCCAAUUACCCUACUGCGAAGCCAUCCUCCGCGAAUCAUUACGUCUCUGCGCCACAGCCCCGGGUUUCAACAUCGAGCCUUUGCCCACCGAUGGUCCAGUUCUACUAGGUGGAGGAAAAUACGAGAUUCCAAAGACCCAAACCAUGAUCGCAAUCCUGUCUGCUGUCAACCGCGAUCCUGCUGUUUUUGAUGAUCCCAAUGCUUUCAAGCCCAAGCGCAUGCUCGGCGACGCCUUUGACCGACUGCCAGUGGGUGUAAAGAAGGGAUUUGGAAACGGGAAGCGUGAGUGUUAUGGUACGCGGUAUGCUUGGGAAUGGUCGUUGCAUGCACUUGUUCGCAUCAUUAAGGAUGUUGACUUUGAAUUGGCGGAUAAAGAAUAUACAUUUGAUAUGGAAGGGAAGAAUUUCAAUGGCGCUUUUAGUGUCAGGCCAUACGGAAUGUUUGCAAAGACUAAGAAGAGAGACCCUAUCGUUUAG
Messenger RNA from Penicillium crustosum, 1401 nucleotides. RefSeq names its product putative cytochrome P450. The record is from RefSeq and is a predicted model, not a curated record. Gene Ontology annotation, molecular function: heme binding; oxidoreductase activity, acting on paired donors, with incorporation or reduction of molecular oxygen; monooxygenase activity. The transcript has a single exon. The coding region runs from base 1 to 1401 and encodes 466 amino acids. NCBI's taxonomy places the organism in Eukaryota, Fungi, Ascomycota, Eurotiomycetes, Eurotiales, Aspergillaceae.